Caenorhabditis elegans is the source of this 798-nucleotide messenger RNA. RefSeq names its product CASP-like protein (gene F57B1.6). The transcript has 6 exons. NCBI's taxonomy places the organism in Eukaryota, Metazoa, Nematoda, Chromadorea, Rhabditida, Rhabditidae. Bases 1 to 678 code for a protein of 225 amino acids. The record is from RefSeq and is marked reviewed.
AUGUUUGUCAAGAGCAUUCAGUGUUUAGUGUCAGUCGGGGGCCACCCAACGGGCGGUACCAUCAUCUCCGAAGAAAGAGCAGGCGGUGCAAUGCAAACUUCAACGUUCAUUUUCUGCUGUAACAUUGCACUUGUGAUAGUUUCAAUUUCUGGAUUAUGCCUGACUUCUUCAGUUUUUGAUUUUAUCGUCGUCUCAAGACUUUAUUAUACAGUUCCCGAUCAUAAAGUGCUCAUCAAUCCUCGAAUGGCAUUUUGGCUUUUCCCAUCCUCUACAUUUUCCCUUAUUCUCUCAUUUUUAUCACUUUUGUUCUUAUCAGCUGGUCCACGUGUUAUCAAAUUCGCAGUGGACAAUCAAAUGAUACUGUCACUCGCCCAUGCGCUUCUCAUGUGCGGAGCAUGCAUUCUCUCCUCGUUUGUCAGUUUUAUUUGUGCUCAAAAUGCAAACGAUAUUGCAGGAUAUGCUGCAUUUGCCACACCAGCUCAAUUCCAACUGGCUUCUGCUUGGUACUACAGUCGUCUUCGAGCACUCGUCGUUAUUUCAGUCAUUCAAAGCCUUUUGAACGGAAUCAUCGUCUCUACACUAUAUCUUGGAAUAAGCUGCAAAUACCGUACAUUUGUGCAACUGGCAGAGAAGCCACCACAACAGGGUCUCAUUGAAAGAACCACUUACUUUGCAUAAGAAUACGGAUUAGAACCAAACUUGUAAACGCUGCAUAAUCAAUAUUAUUUCGACUGUUUGCUUACUAUUUUAUGAUCUCCAUAUUUAUACAAAAACAGUCAAUAAAACUUCAAAGUUAUC